AUGGGACGGGCGCCUCAUGCCACCCGUCACUGCCCAAAUGCCGAGGAAGACGCUAUCUUCGAGUGGUCAGAUAAACCGCUCACGGCCAAUGACGGUGUGAGGCGCGACAUUCGGGCUGGGCGUCUUCCAGCGAUGUCGGAUUCGAAGCGCCACCGUGGAAACAAAGCGAAGCGACACCGAGAUCUUUCUUUCCGCCCCGAGUCAUCCAAGUCCAGCGUAGGCCAGGAGUUCAAGAAAGCAUAA
This is a messenger RNA of Fusarium sp. VM40, 243 nucleotides long. The record is from the annotation of a GenBank genome assembly. NCBI's taxonomy places the organism in Eukaryota, Fungi, Ascomycota, Sordariomycetes, Hypocreales, Nectriaceae.